Messenger RNA from Rhagoletis zephyria (snowberry fruit fly), 1840 nucleotides. RefSeq lists its product as uncharacterized. The record is from RefSeq and is a predicted model, not a curated record. NCBI's taxonomy places the organism in Eukaryota, Metazoa, Arthropoda, Insecta, Diptera, Tephritidae.
AUUGACUUAGUGAAUGGAGAAAUCCGUGUAAAAAAAAUAAGUAAAAAAUAAUUAUUUACUGCGGCACUUAAGAGACCAAGAAAACCAAAGUCUGGAGUUUUCGGCGUUUUUUCCACAUAUUCAAUAACAAAAUGUGCACUCUUCUCAUAUGUGCUCUGCUGCUCGGUAUUCCUCUGCAAGUUGUGCUUUCCGCCAACGCUCCGAAAACCCCCAUCCUAGUGCCACAUUCGGAUAUAAAGAACCGCAAAUUCCAAACGCUCUUCAUUGCUGAGCUCAACGAGCUGGUGGACACGGCCGCCGGCGAUCAUCUCAACGGCCUGCUGCAGGAGUUGCGCGCCAACAAAGACUACGCCACCUAUGCAACAAAAAUCGAGUCAGCCGCAAGCUCCAAAGAACUGGUGACGAAAAUCGUUUACCUCAAGCAGCUGCUGGACAUAAAACUGAACGUGCACGAGCCGCACAACAUCGAAAACUUCUAUACGCUGCGCAACCUAAAUUUCCUCAGCAAACUAAAACAUCAGCUGUUGGCAUUGCAGGAGGAUAGCGCCACAGAGCUACGCCAUUUGCGUUGGUAUAAUUUAUGUCGGCAAUUUUGGUUUCGCGAUGGGUUAAAUGAGACGACAGCAACAACGGCAGCGCAUCGAGCCACCUCGCCACCGCAAAACGCACACUAUUGGAGUAACGUGAAAUUGGCGCCAUUGCGUGCGGAAGCUGUGGCCACAAAGGCUACUACACCUCCCAUGGCACACAUCGAUCUCGAACGCUUUGCCAGCACGUUGUAUGCAAAUGUAAAGGCGGCUGGCGCGGAGAUAAUCGACGAUUAUUUGCUCACCGUGCGGAAGCUGUUACAGGAAGUUGUUGAAGAGAAACACCUCGCCUCGUCGGAGGAGGAGGAGGCAGCGGCGGGCAGCAUAGCGGAUGAUUCACACGUACUACACGCCAGCAAAUUGGCCAAGGUGUUGACGGAAAUCGAUGCCAUACUCGCCACCGAUGAUUUCUAUGCCAAACGCAAUCGGCUAUACAGUUAUCUUGAAAAUGACCUCUCCUCCGAUUAUGAGCAAUUUAAGAGUUCACAGUAUGCACCUGAGGACCUGGCAGACAUUUUGGCCAAACUACAAAGCAAGGGCGUCGAUCUCUUUGUCACGUUCAUAUUCAGUAAUUUUGAAUUCAUCGAGCAUUUGCAUGAGACGUGGGCAAAGCUGCUGCCAUGGCCGUCGGCGGCGAAUGAAAAGCAGCAACUGCAGUACGAUGCGGCGUCACAGCGUUUAUUUGAUGUGCAUCGGUUGUAUUUAGAGUUCAAGGGGGACGGGGAGAAUAACGAACGUUACGAAGCGUAUCAGGGUGUGGUGAAGGCGUUGUAUGCGGAUACACGUAAUGCCAGCGAUAGUAUGCCGAUAUUCGAACUGCUCAACAAUGCGUCAGCCAAUGUGGGUACUGUCACAUUGAAUAUGAUCAAGGCGAAGUGUGAUGAAUUUUAAUGUGGCUGGAGCAGUCAAAAAUAGAAGAGGGAAAGAGAAGAUUGUUGAUUAAGUACAUUUUAUACCUAAAUUAAUUUUGUAUUUGGCUUAGAUUUAAAAGUUGCAACGGCCUGCGUUUGGACUGGUGUAUGGCAAAUUUUAUUUAUUGUUUUACAUGCGCGCUGAAUUUUUUAUUAUUUCUUAUCAGCUCGUCAGCAAGAUUUUGCUGCAAAUCACAAAUAAAAUUUUAAUAAAUUCACUGAUUGGAAAUAUGUAUAUGUAUUGACUAAUUUAUAAUAAAAUAAAAAAGCAAAUCUUUCUUGAUUUUUUUAACAAACCUUUGUGUAUUAGGUACGAUUAUAACGGUGAAAUAAAAAUAAAAA